AUGACUCAAGAGACCAAGAAGCGCAGCCGCGUCUACUUCGACCUCACCAUCGGCAAGAAGCCCGCCGGCCGCAUCAACUUCGAGCUCUACGACGACGUCGUGCCCAAGACGGCCGAGAACUUCCGAUGCCUCUGCACCGGCGAGAAGGGUCUGGGCAAAGCCGGCAAGCCCCUCACCUACAAGGGCAGCAGCUUCCACCGCGUCAUCAAGCAGUUCAUGAUCCAGGGCGGCGACUUCACCGCCGGCGACGGCACCGGCGGCGAGAGCAUCUACGGCGCCAAGUUUGAGGACGAGAACUUUGAACUCAAGCACGAGAAGCCCUUCCUGCUGAGCAUGGCCAAUGCUGGACCUGACACCAACGGCUCGCAAUUCUUCGUCACCACCACCGAGACCCCGCACCUGGACGGCAAGCACGUCGUCUUUGGCGAGGUCAAGUCGGGCAAGUCGAUCGUGCGCCAGAUCGAGAACCUACGCACCCAAGGCAGCGACAAGCCGGUGCACGACGCCACCAUCACCGACUGCGGCGAGCUGACGGGCGCGGCCCUGGACGCCGCCUCGGGGGGUACCAAGGCGCCCGACGCCCUGGGCGACAAGUACGAGGACUUCCCGGAGGACGAGACGGCGAGCGGCGACCUCGACGCCGCCAAGGUCCUGCAGAUAGCCAGCGACUGCAAGGAGUACGGCAACAAGGCCUUCAAGAGCGGCGACGUGCUGCUGGGCCUGGAGAAGUACGAGAAGGGGCUGCGGUACCUGAACGAGGACCCCGACACCAAGGAGGCGGCCGACGGCGUCCCCCAGAAGCUCGACGCCCUGCGCUUCACGCUCAACUGCAACGCGGCACUGCUGAACAUCAAGCUCGAGAACUGGGAGGACGCCGAGCGUAGCGCCGCCGCCGCCCUCGCCGUCAAGGACAUCUCGGAUGCCGAGAAGGGCAAGGCGCUGUACCGACGCGGCGUCGCCCUCGUGCGCAUGAAGGACGAAGAGGCGGCCGUCGCGGCUCUCGAGGAGGCCAAGAAGCUGGUCCCCGGUGACGGCGCCAUCGUCAAGGAGCUCGACACCGUCAAGAAGCAGGCCGCCGCCCGCCUAGCCAAGGAGAAGGCUGCCUACAAGAAGUUCUUCGACUGA
This is a messenger RNA of Anthostomella pinea, 1125 nucleotides long. NCBI's taxonomy places the organism in Eukaryota, Fungi, Ascomycota, Sordariomycetes, Xylariales, Xylariaceae. The record is from the annotation of a GenBank genome assembly.